This is a messenger RNA of Zasmidium cellare ATCC 36951, 1101 nucleotides long. RefSeq lists its product as uncharacterized. The coding region runs from base 1 to 1101 and encodes 366 amino acids. NCBI's taxonomy places the organism in Eukaryota, Fungi, Ascomycota, Dothideomycetes, Mycosphaerellales, Mycosphaerellaceae. Gene Ontology annotation, molecular function: metalloendopeptidase activity. The transcript is spliced from 2 exons. Gene Ontology annotation, cellular component: mitochondrial inner membrane. The record is from RefSeq and is a predicted model, not a curated record. Gene Ontology annotation, biological process: protein quality control for misfolded or incompletely synthesized proteins; mitochondrial protein processing.
AUGUUCGCAAGACGCAUCGUCCUGGCCUUCCGCCCAGCCUUUCGCUCCACCACCCGAAGCUUCAAAACCGCCGGCCGCGCAUCGCCCUUCGCAUAUCGAUCGCCCAUCCAUCAAGGUUCCCGACUCUUUACCCAACUUGAUGCGACGCCUAGGAGAAGGAUAGACUGGCAAAAGACAUGGCAGCGAUCACAGCAGAAGCGUGGCUACCGGCGGCAGGCCUUCAACUACCAGCGCUUCAACUCCACCUCUGGUCUCUUCAAAAGAUGGGCAGCAAGGCCAACGUUCUACUAUGAAAUAGGAGGAAUCGCGGUGGUCGUAGGAGGCGUCUACACAUACAACCUGGAGACAGUCCAGGUGUCUGGCCGGCGACGUUUCAACAUCGUCAGCGCCGAAACAGAAGCUCAGAUGGGAGAGCAAAUGUACGCGCAGACGAUGCAGGAGUUCCAGGGCAAGAUCAUGCCGCCGUACUCGAAAGAGCACCGACAAGUUCAGCGUGUGCUCGAUAGACUGGUGCCGCACUCUGGACUGGAAAGUGAGAAGUGGGAGAUCUUUGUCAUUAACGAUGACAUGAAGAACGCCUUCGUGAUACCUGGGGGAAAAGUAUUCGUUUUCCGCGGCAUUCUGGACAUCUGCCAAGGAGAUGACGGCCUUGCUGCUGUCCUGGGCCACGAGAUCGCACACAAUGUGGCACACCACGCCGCCGAACGAAUGUCUCAGUCAUUCGUCCUCAUGGGCCUCACGACCAUAGGAUAUGCCGUCUUAGGAGUCGACUUGGGCAUAGGACGCAUGGUCACUCAGCUCGCAUUCAGCUUGCCAGGUUCGCGAGCUCAGGAACAAGAAGCAGACUACAUUGGUCUCCUGAUGAUGGCCGAGAGCUGCUAUGACCCGAGCGCGGCAAUGGGUCUCUGGUCAAGAAUGCAGGAAGAGGAGAAGGGAGCCCCACCGCAGUUCUUGAGUACGCAUCCUAGCAGUCAUAACAGACUUGAGAAGAUUCGCGGAUGGCUACCUGAAGCUGAGGUCAAAAGAGAAAGUGGAGAUUGCUACGCGAUGGGUUCGUAUGCGAACGACUUCAAGAGAGUCGCUGACUUCUCUCGGUGGUAA